AUGGUCGUUGAGGUAGUAGGGUUAGGGUUAGGGUUAGGGUUAGGGUUAGGGUUAGGGUUAGGGUUAGGGUUAGGGUUAGGGUUAGGGUUAGGGUUAGGGUUAGGGUUAGGGUUAGGGUUAGGGUUAGGGUUAGGGUUAGGGUUAGGGUUAGGGUUAGGGUUAGGGUUAGGGUUAGGGUUAGGGUUAGGGUUAGGGUUAGGGUUAGGGUUAGGGUUAGGGUUAGGGUUAGGGUUAGGGUUAGGGUUAGGGUUAGGGUUAGGGUUAGGGUUAGGGUUAGGGUUAGGGUUAGGGUUAGGGUUAGGGUUAGGGUUAGGGUUAGGGUUAGGGUUAGGGUUAGGGUUAGGGUUAGGGUUAGGGUUAGGGUUAGGCAUCUGCGAGACGCCCGUGCGCCUGUCGCUCCUCAUCCUCGUGCUCGAGGGCGCGGCGACGCGCGAGAUGCCGACGUCCGUCGGCGACCUCUACCGGCGCGCGGUCGACGUCGCGCUGCGGGACUACGUCGACGGCGACGGCCGCCUGGUCGGCCGCGAGGCCCUCCAAAACGUCGCCGUGGCCAACUUCCGGCGGAGCCAGGGCGGCGGCCUGGACCGCAUCUUCGACGAGCAGGUGCUCUCGACCGCGUUGAGCGGCGACGCGACGCUCGUCGACGCGUGGGACUUUAUGAUGCGCGACGGCGCGCCGCCCCUCGUCAAGGUCAUCGUGAGCCCCGACCCCGCGCCGGGCCCCGGGGGCGUGCCGCACGCGCACGGCGGCCAGUUCCAGUUCAAGCAUCAGUCGCUCCAGGAGUUCUUUGGGUUAGGGUUAGGGUUAGGGUUAGGGUUAGGGUUAGGGUUAGGGUUAGGGUUAGGGUUAGGGUUAGGGUUAGGGUUAGGGUUAGGGUUAGGGUUAGGGUUAGGGUUAGGGUUAGGGUUAGGGUUAGGGUUAGGGUUAGGGUUAGGGUUAGGGUUAGGGUUAGGGUUAGGGUUAGGGUUAGGGUUAGGGUUAGGGUUAGGGUUAGGGUUAGGGUUAGGGUUAGGGUUAGGGUUAGGGUUAGGGUUAGGGUUAGGGUUAGGGUUAGGGUUAGGGUUAGGGUUAGGGUUAGGGUUAGGGUUAGGGUUAGGGUUAGGGUUAGGGUUAGGGUUAGGGUUAGGGUUAGGGUUAGGGUUAGGGUUAGGGUUAGG
Aureococcus anophagefferens is the source of this 1157-nucleotide messenger RNA. RefSeq lists its product as hypothetical. NCBI's taxonomy places the organism in Eukaryota, Pelagophyceae, Pelagomonadales, Pelagomonadaceae. The record is from RefSeq and is a predicted model, not a curated record. The transcript is spliced from 4 exons. The annotation marks the transcript as partial.